AUGUGGCAACAUCUGCGAAACUAUUUAAUGGAAAGAAUAGGGAAUGAAGAUAUUGUUAGCGAAACUAAUUCAGUCAUUGUGUCAGUAGUCAAAAUAAAAACCACGAGCCUCUCAAAUAAUAAUAAAGACAAAAACCACAAGAACAACGGAAUCGUCAUUAGAUGUAGACCAUAUUCUAAUACUGUUGUUACCUCAACUCCCGCCAACCACACGCAUCACGUUUUGCCUUGA
Clunio marinus is the source of this 231-nucleotide messenger RNA. NCBI's taxonomy places the organism in Eukaryota, Metazoa, Arthropoda, Insecta, Diptera, Chironomidae. The record is from the annotation of a GenBank genome assembly.